This is a messenger RNA of Fusarium oxysporum Fo47, 1503 nucleotides long. RefSeq names its product FAD dependent oxidoreductase. Bases 1 to 1503 code for a protein of 500 amino acids. NCBI's taxonomy places the organism in Eukaryota, Fungi, Ascomycota, Sordariomycetes, Hypocreales, Nectriaceae. Gene Ontology annotation, molecular function: oxidoreductase activity. Gene Ontology annotation, cellular component: cytoplasm. The transcript is spliced from 4 exons. The record is from RefSeq and is a predicted model, not a curated record.
AUGAGUAACACUCGAGUUCUGGAUCCCGGACUUCCGAGAGACAGUCCAACAGUUUCUCUCUGGCAGGAGCCUCCCCAUCCUACUGUCGCUUCUAUUCAGUCUGCGACCAUACCCCAGCAGACCGACUUCAUUGUUAUUGGCUCAGGUAUUACAGGGUGCAGUGUGAUCAAAACAUUGCUCGAGCAAUCCGGCCAUGGCGAUAACCAUAAGGCCAGCCAUAUUACACUUCUUGAAGCACGGACGCUUGUAAGCGGUGCUACAGGUCGAAAUGGCGGCCACCUUGUUACUUCUGCUGGCCAUACGUAUGCAUAUCUGGCUGAUAAGUUUGGCGAGCAGAAUGCAAAGGAAAUAACCCGCUUCAGUAUAAUGAAUAUUAACUAUAUAUUGAAGAUGGUCCGCGAAAUGGAUCCAGAGCUUCAAGAAUACAGCCAGAUCAGAAACCUCAUUAAAGUCAUGGUUGCUCAAGAUGCGGCCAUGUGGGCGUCUUCAAAGAAAUCUGUUCAAGAUUUCCAGAAGGCUGUUGAAGAAUACAAGACUUACCACCGGAUUAUCGAGAAGGGGGAUGUCGCAGAGCGUUGGAAUGUCAAAGACGGCUUUGGAGCCAUUGAGCACCCAGCUGGGGCAGUUUGGCCUUAUCGGCUGUUGACAGGAAUAUACGCCCGCUUGUUGGAGAAGUACCCCGAGCGACUCGCAGUCGAAGCGAACACCCCUGUAAUUGACAUAAAAUACGACCCGAUUGUCAAUGAGUAUCCAAAUCAAUACCCGUACACUAUAAUUACCCCUCGAGGCAACAUCCGGGCCGGACAAGUCAUCCACUGCACAAACGCAUUUGCCUCGCAUCUUCUUCCCCCCCUCCGAGGCAAGGUUUACCCUUUCCGCGGCACCAUGUCUGUUCAGAGAGCUGGUUCGGCGCUGAAGAACAAAGGAGACUUCCGUUCUUGGAGUGGAAUCAACCAGGAGUUGCUUGACCCAGAGACACGUAUGUAUCAGUCUGGUUUGUAUUAUCUUCAGCAGAAUGGUCGCACGGGUGAUCUCUGGCUUGGAACUGAGACCUCGUAUUUACGAGAUAUCCUCAACAGUGACGAUACAUACGUCACUCCUGAGUCGUGGGAAGCGUUGUCUAGAUUCCUGCCCAACUAUUUCUCGGAGGGUUGGAAUAAAUCAGAGCCGGCGCAGAUGAAAGGUAUUUGGUCUGGCAUUCAGGGCCACACCGCGGAUGAUCUUCCAUUGGUUGGAAAGAUACCAGAAAAAGUCACCGGAAGACCAGGCAGUACUGGUGAAUGGAUUGCCGCCGGCUUCAACGGAUACGGCAUGGAUAAAUGCUGGCUGACCGGCGAAGCCCUGGCCAAGAUGGCUCUAGGCAGACAGGUGGAUGAUUGGUUCCCAAAGUGUUACUAUAUUACUGAAGCACGUGUUGAGCAGGCCAUGUGCAUGGCCGCAGUCCUGGCCAAGUUCGAUUCAAUCUCCAAGAAGGCACAAGCACCAGCAAAGGGCAAGCUAUAG